Messenger RNA from Heterostelium album PN500, 1653 nucleotides. RefSeq lists its product as uncharacterized. The transcript is spliced from 3 exons. The record is from RefSeq and is a predicted model, not a curated record. Bases 1 to 1653 code for a protein of 550 amino acids. NCBI's taxonomy places the organism in Eukaryota, Evosea, Eumycetozoa, Acytosteliales, Acytosteliaceae.
AUGGUCUAUUGUUCAGAUUCAAAUAAUAAUAAAUCAGAAAUAUUUGUAAAUCUACCACAUGUAUUAUUAUCAAAAAUCGUUCAGUGUUUAGAUGAUAAUAUAGAUAAGAUUGUUUUUACAUUGGUUUGUAAAAGAUGGUUCGAUGAUAAAGAUAGAUAUCUAACUUUCAAUACAAAUACAAUCAAUAUCAUUGAUGAUAAAGAUAAUCAUUUCUAUUUAAAUUCAUAUCGAUCAUCAAUCAACAACUCAUUGAAUCAAAAGACAAAUUGUAAACUAAUCAUAAAUGAUGUUGGCAGAUCAGGACAUGACUAUUCACUUUCUACAGAUAAGCUUGAAGAAACAACAGAUAUUCCAUCAAAUGUAGAUACUGUAUUGAUCGAUCGUUCGAUAGAAUCUUUAUCUACGGAAUUGACCGAGAAACUUUAUCAUUUAAUAUCCAACUCCAAUGUUAUUACGCUCAAGAAUUGUAUUGUUGGAAAUCAAUUACCAUUGAAUCUGAAAUCCAUUAGCUUUGGAGUCGAUCAUGAUGAACCAAUAGAUGGUAUUCUUCCACCGAAUUUGAAACAAUUAAAGUUUGGUGAAUCAUUCAGUCAAAGGAUCUUGGUUGGUUCACUUCCUGCUACAUUGGAGAAAUUGACAUUACCCAAUGCAUUCACACACGAAUUUGAAGAAGGUGCACUCCCAACAGCAUUGAAAGUUUUGAAAUUCGAACGCGGUAGUGCUUAUGAACAACCUAUUCAUCGAUUACCUCCAAAUCUUGAAGAAUUUCAUUACAAUGGACCAUUCGGUGUACCAGAAAUUGGCAAUGAACAACUACCUGACACACUCCGAUCACUUUACAAUGUUCCUGCUUCGUGGCUUCAUUCAAUCAAAUCACUUUCAAAUCUUACAACCUUAACGUUUAAUAGCAAAACCAAAGGUUUGGAAACACCAAUAGAUUUGAGUUUGUUACCAACAUCUCUAACGAGACUACAUAUCGAUGUUCCAUGGAAAUUGGAAUCAGCAAUGCCUACAACAAUUAGAUAUCUUAAUAUUGUUUCUGCAAAGUACGAUAUCGAUGAGAUAUUCAGAGAUCGAUCACAAUAUCAAUUCGAAGAACUCAUUGUCCAUGCAUUCAAAAACGAGUCACUCGAUGGGUUGAAAAUCAGGCAAUUGAAAUUGGAAUUCUACUCAAUAAUAAGCAUACCUAGUAGGGAAUUUUUCACUUGGGAUGACAAAGUAAUCAAAUCUAGUGUGCUUAGAUCCAUUCCGAAUGGUGUAGAAAUUCUACACGUUGGAAUAUGUAAUAGUGAUUUCAAACUUGGAUCACUAAUUCCACUUUCAGUUAAAACUAUUAUCUUUCACAAUCAAAUGGGUUCUAUCCCAACAUCAAUAGAAGAAAUGAUUCUACAACAAGAUAUUAAAUCAUUCAAUUAUGAUAAUUUACCUCCGGCAGUUAGAUCAUUGACAAUUAAAUCAAUCGAAUUUGAUAUUAAUCUAAAUGGAAUCCCUCAAACACUUGACAAUCUAUGUAUCAAAACAAAAAGAAGAUACAGCCAAAUAUUUUCUCUAAGAAAAAUCAACAAUCAUCAUUAUCUCUUAUUUGGUCAAUCAGAUGAACAUCUAAAUGCUGCAAUAAUUAAUGUUUCUGAUAUUAAAAAAUUUAAACUUUAA